AUGAAUUUUAACAGGGACUUAAAUGUAGGUUCGGUUGGUUAUCAGUGGAAUUUGAGUUGUGAAUAUUCGGAUUAUUCUGAUUAUAAGGUUAUGCCUGUUUUUGGUAUUGCUAGUCAGAGGCGAUUAUAUUUGACUGAUAAGUAG
Molecule: messenger RNA, 144 nt
Organism: Dracunculus medinensis (Guinea worm)
Lineage: Eukaryota; Metazoa; Nematoda; Chromadorea; Rhabditida; Dracunculidae
Source: the annotation of a GenBank genome assembly